GCCAUUUCACUCUCUCGCUGCCCUGCCUCUACCGUCGACUCCCUCGAGAACAUUUAGACGGUCCCAUCCCGCCGUCGCAGUCGUUGUCCCCGCCACCGCCACCACUGCCUCCUCAAAGCUGCGUUUCUAUUUCUGUUUCUUCAAUCGAUCGCAGGUUGUGAAAGGCUAGCACCAAGAAACUGGAGUUGGCAAGAAGUGUAUAACAUUAUUGAUAAUGGAAAAUGAAAGGUUUUGGAUGAAUUUGAACUUUGGAUGCACUGUUGAGCUUCACAUGCUACUUCUGGAAACUACUUCAACUGAGUCCUAGUUUCUAUUGGAGGAAUGGCUGUAUCAAUAUCCAGAAGGCUUUUACGGACUUUUGGUCCCUCACGUGUGUUUGGGCACUGUAAUUCUCCAAUGAUUAUGUGUCGGUUGUUUCGUACUUCUGAUGCCUUGUGUGGCCUUGUCUCUCAAGAUGGCUUAUUUUCCACGGAUUCCUCUUGCAAGACUGGUUCAUCUUUCCUUUCUUCUCGAAGCCUUUCAACUACUACCAUCCUGACUCCUGAAUCAAGUGGAGUUGCAUUUCCACCCGAGUUAUUAUCCACAAAGACUGUGUUAACACCAGAACGUACUCCAGGGCACUAUCAGGACCUGGUAAUUCCUGUGACAAAUUUUCAUAAUGAAGACAAAGGCUUCAUGGUUUUAGCUGGUGAUGUCUUUGAUGUACCUAUUAGGAAGGAUAUUGUUCAUCGUGUUGUACGUUGGCAGCUUGCAAAAAGACAACAGGGAACCCAUUCAACUAAAACUAUUAGCGAGGUUAGUGGAACUGGGAAAAAGCCAUGGCGACAAAAGGGCACUGGUCGAGCACGGCAUGGAACGCUGCGUGGGCCCCAGUUUAGGGGCGGUGCUAUCAUGCAUGGCCCUAAGCCUCGGAGCCAUGCAAUCAAGCUGAACAAGAAGGUUCGGCGACUAGGUCUGAAGAUUGCACUGUCUGCUCGUACAGCAGAAGGAAAGCUUCUGGUUUUUGACGAUUUGGAGGUCCCUUCACAUAAGACAAAGAACAUUGUGAACUAUGUCAAAGAAAUGGAGAACACCAAGAAACUCCUCCUGGUGGAUGGUGGCCCGAUAACUGAAAAGCUGAAGUUGGCAACACAAAAUCUUCAUUAUGUCAACGUAUUGCCCUCAAUUGGCUUGAAUGUCUAUAGCAUCCUGCUGCAUGACACAUUGGUGAUGUCCCGCGAUGCUGUAAACAAGAUUGUCGAGCGUAUGCACACCCCAAUUAACCGCUGAAGUGACUGUUAAUCAAACUGUUCUACUCCAUUAUGAUUCAAAAUAAAGAUCAGCAGCAGAUUAGCAACUUUGUUUCUUCAUUUUCGGGUUUAAUCCAAAAGAACCAAAGAAAAUUUUGUAUGUCAGUGUGACUGGGUAUGUUUAUCCAUCUUUAUAUGGACAAUGUAGCUUCAGCUUAAAGGAAUUUUCUGGUUUUGAAUAUUGGCAAAGCUCAAUUGAAUCUGUU
This is a messenger RNA of Vitis riparia (riverbank grape), 1495 nucleotides long. Its product is annotated as 50S ribosomal protein L4. The record is from RefSeq and is a predicted model, not a curated record. Gene Ontology annotation, cellular component: ribosome. The transcript has 10 exons. Gene Ontology annotation, biological process: translation. Gene Ontology annotation, molecular function: structural constituent of ribosome. Lineage: Eukaryota; Viridiplantae; Streptophyta; Magnoliopsida; Vitales; Vitaceae. Bases 322 to 1269 code for a protein of 315 amino acids.